Messenger RNA from Hemisphaericaspora subhashii, 825 nucleotides. RefSeq names its product casein kinase 2 regulatory subunit (gene CKB2). The coding region runs from base 1 to 825 and encodes 274 amino acids. Gene Ontology annotation, cellular component: protein kinase CK2 complex; cytoplasm. The record is from RefSeq and is a predicted model, not a curated record. Gene Ontology annotation, molecular function: protein kinase regulator activity. The transcript has a single exon. Lineage: Eukaryota; Fungi; Ascomycota; Pichiomycetes; Serinales; Debaryomycetaceae.
AUGGCAGAAGAAGAAUAUAUGACUGAUUCUAGUUCAGAUUUCACUGAAUAUUGGAUUGAUGUAUUUUUAGGCACAAAAGGUAACGAAUAUUUCUGUGAUAUUGAUGACGAAUAUAUUCGAGAUCGAUUCAAUUUAACUGGUUUAAAUCAAGAAGUAUCCAAAUUACCAACUUUAAUCGAUAUAAUAACAGAUAUAAUUGAUAUAGAACUGAAACCUGCUGAUCAAAGAGAAAUAUUAGAAAAGAAUGCAGGAAUAUUAUAUGGUUUAAUUCAUGCAAGAUAUAUUUUAACUUCAAGAGGUUUAAAUAAAAUGUUUGAAAAAUAUAGAAAUGGAGAUUUCGGUUAUUGUCCAAGAGUUCAUUGUCAGCUUCAUCCUCUUUUACCUAUUGGCUUAAGUGAUCAACCUAGAAUAGCAUCGGUUAAAUUAUAUUGUGCAAAAUGUGAAGAUUUAUUUAAUCCAAAAUCAGCAAGACAUUCAGUUAUAGAUGGAGCUAAUUUUGGUACUUCGUUCCCAGCCAUGUUUUUCCAAAACUUCCCAAGUAUGAUACCUGUCCAUUCUAAAGAGACUUAUGUUCCAAGAGUAUUUGGAUUUAAAUUGCAUGAAUAUUCAAAAUUGAAUAGAUGGAGAGAAUUACAACGAAUGAAGUUGGAAAAUAGAUUAAUUAAGAAUGGAAUACAGAUAAAUAAUGUAGGUGGUGGGUUCGUGUCUGAAGAAGAGGGCAUGGCUGCAGCUGCUACAACUGGUGCUGCUACAAGCACUACUGUUGCUGGUACUUCCACUACUGGACAACAAGAAUCUCGUUCCUCACAACGUGGUAUGUAUUGA